This is a messenger RNA of Pogona vitticeps (central bearded dragon), 635 nucleotides long. The record is from RefSeq and is a predicted model, not a curated record. Lineage: Eukaryota; Metazoa; Chordata; Lepidosauria; Squamata; Agamidae.
UUUCAAAAGCUUGCCGUUCUCCUCUCCAGGGAGUCCGUGGUGAACCGCGUCUUCAACAAGCUGGCCCCCCUCCAUGACCGGAUUUACUGUGCCCUCUCUGGGUCAGCUGCUGAUGCCCAGGCCAUUGCUGAUAUGGUGCAUUACCAGUUAGAACUGCACAGUUUGGACGUGGAGGGACCCCCACAGGUCCUGGCUGCGGCCACCGUGGUGAAGAACAUCAGCUACAAGUACAAAGAGGAGCUCUCAGCACACCUGAUUGUGGCAGGAUGGGACCCCAGGAAAGGUGGGCAGGUGUACGGGACGCUCGGAGGAAUGAUCAUCCGGCAGCCCUUCAUAAUUGGAGGAUCAGGGAGCACGUACAUUUAUGGCUACGUUGAUGCCGCCUACAAGCCUGGAAUGGACCAGGAAGAAUGUCGCCUGUUUACAAAAAAUGCCAUUGCUCUGGCCAUGGGCCGAGACGGUUCCAGCGGGGGCGUUAUUUACCUCGCCACCAUCACCAAAGACGGCGUUAAGGAGGAAGUGAUUGUGGGAGACCAGAUCCCGAAGUUCUACGAUGAAUGAAUUCCUUCUCCCCCAUCCCCUGCUUUAUAUCUAAUCAAUGUCACUAAAAUAAAACUGUUUUUGACCCAUAGGCA